UGGCGAGUUGUCUCAGCUUGUACUUGCCUAUAGGCAUCUCUUUAAUACCAAAAGAAGAAAAAAGAAAGAUAGGAAAGAAAAAGACUGCAUUGAAUGUAAGAUCAUGCAAAAGCUACCAAUCUGUGGCUAUAUUUACCUGUUCAUGCUGAUUAUACUUGAUCCAGUGGAUCUUAAUGAUAGUAGUCAGCCAAAAGAGAAUGAAGAAAAAGAUGGACUAUGCAAUGCAUGUACAUGGAGGCAAAAUACAAAAUCUUCCAGAAUAGAAGCCAUAAAAAUUCAGAUCCUCAGCAAACUGCGUCUUGAACAAGCUCCUAACAUUAGCAGGGAUGUUAUAAGACAACUUUUACCCAAAGCUCCUCCACUUCAGGAACUGAUUGAUCUGUAUGAUGUCCAGAGAGAUGACAGCAGUGAAGGUUCUCUGGAAGAUGAUGAUUAUCAUGCUACAACUGAAACUAUUAUUACAAUGCCUACAGAGUCUGAUUUGCUUAUGCAAAUGGAAGGAAAACCAAAAUGUUGCUUCUUUAAAUUUAGCUCUAAAAUACAAUACAAUAAAGUAGUAAAGGCCCAGUUGUGGAUAUACCUGAGGCCAGUCCAGAAACCUACAACAGUGUUUGUGCAGAUCCUGAGACUCAUCAAACCCAUGAAAGACGGUACAAAGUAUACUGGAAUUCGAUCUUUGAAACUUGACAUGAACCCAGGCACUGGUAUUUGGCAGAGUAUUGAUGUGAAGACUGUGUUGCAAAAUUGGCUCAAACAACCUGAAUCCAAUUUAGGCAUUGAAAUCAAAGCUUUUGAUGAGAAUGGACGUGAUCUUGCUGUAACUUUUCCAGGACCAGGUGAAGAUGGAUUGAAUCCGUUUUUAGAGGUCAGAGUUUCAGACACACCAAAAAGAUCCCGCAGAGAUUUUGGCCUUGACUGUGACGAGCAUUCCACCGAAUCCCGAUGUUGUCGCUACCCGCUGACUGUGGAUUUUGAAGCUUUUGGAUGGGACUGGAUUAUUGCACCAAAAAGAUACAAAGCCAACUACUGCUCUGGAGAAUGUGAAUUUGUAUUUUUACAAAAAUAUCCACACACCCACCUUGUACACCAAGCAAAUCCAAGAGGUUCAGCAGGCCCAUGCUGCACUCCUACCAAGAUGUCCCCAAUAAAUAUGCUCUAUUUCAAUGGAAAAGAACAAAUAAUAUAUGGAAAGAUACCAGCCAUGGUGGUAGAUCAUUGUGGGUGCUCAUGAGGUCUUCAUUAGAUCCACUACUUUAUAAAUUGUGGAAGCUACCAAAAAAAGUCCCGUCCUCUCAGCAAUUUUUGAAACUGUGAAAUGAUGUACAAUAGACUAUAGCCUACAUUCAAUAUACUGUACAACAAGCUAUUGUACAGAACAGAUUCAUUACAAGACAAGCUACAGAAUGUGAACUAAAAGACAAUAAACGCAAUGGCUGGUUUUUAACCGGUGGAAAAGAAAAGCUACAAUCAAAAUCACUGGAUGGCAAUUUUUUUUUAUAUUAAGGGAAUCAGUUUUCAGUUAUUCAGACUCUAAAUUUAUAACCAGGUUUCAACAUAUGCAAGUAGACAAAAGCAAACUCCUUGUCUCCAGAGAAUGAAAGAAGGCUAUAAAACAUAUUUCUUUGCAGCUUAAUUUAAUAUUGUAUUUACAGAAAAAUAUAUACUGGUUACAUGUAGAUUUAUCAGAAUACCAUUAUUGGAAUUGUCCUUAAACACUUGAAUUUUUAGUGCAGAAUCACAAAACUGAUAUGUUCAAAUUCCACAAUAACAAACAAAUCCAAAAACAAACACUACAUACAGUGUUUCCAUUCCUUUUUUGAUUAUUAUAUUAGUAAUUUAUGCCAAUGGUGCUAUCACAGCAGGCUGAGUAAAAAUAAAGAUGGUUAUCUAGUAUAAAGAACUAGAUAAUUAGUACAAUAAUUAAUUUGCCCUCUCCUCAGGUACACAAAUAUUGAACAUUCACAAGAAAUAUACAUUUUUAAAAUAAAAACUGAAUAGAUUUAGAAACACUAGUUAAACAAAAUGUAGAAGACAAAAACAUUUAAAACCAUUAAUGGUGUAGUCCACAUUAUAACCUGCCUUUACAACAUUACAGUUUGCACUAUGAUAAACCAAUGCAAAUAAUUGGUUGCUACAAAUAUUGUAAAAAAUAUAUAGACUUUGAUAUGAUAGAAUUUGUGUAAUAUGUAUGCAUCAUUAUUUUGUAAAUAAAUGUUUCUUUUUUUAAUCAUUGUUGGUUUAUGUUUAUGUAAGAAAAAUUUCAAGUUAACCUGUACUUUAGUAAAAAAUCCGCUAGAAAUAAAAUCAAAUUCUUGUAUUUCAAUGCAAAUUACUUGUACACAAAAAUGGACGUAGCAAGAAAGUAAUACAGAGAAUUAAGUUUAUACUAUAUUUGUUUUAUAUGGUUUUUACAUUGGUAAAAUCCACUUGUAGAUAAAUGAUGGGUGUUGACAUGUUCAUAAUUUUUUUAUGCCUAACCAGUUUCAUUGUUCGCUUGAUCAACAAAUGGACUGAUAAAAUAUACUAUUAAUGUUAAAUACAUUUACAAUUAUAUUAAAAAACUAUUUCAUUAAAUGCAUUUUUCUUA
Alligator mississippiensis (American alligator) is the source of this 2587-nucleotide messenger RNA. It is a transcript of the gene MSTN, whose product is annotated as myostatin. Gene Ontology annotation, cellular component: extracellular region. Bases 104 to 1231 code for a protein of 375 amino acids. Gene Ontology annotation, molecular function: growth factor activity; cytokine activity. Gene Ontology annotation, biological process: SMAD protein signal transduction. The transcript has 3 exons. The record is from RefSeq and is a predicted model, not a curated record. Lineage: Eukaryota; Metazoa; Chordata; Crocodylia; Alligatoridae.